This is a messenger RNA of Postia placenta MAD-698-R-SB12, 1431 nucleotides long. RefSeq lists its product as hypothetical. The coding region runs from base 1 to 1431 and encodes 476 amino acids. The record is from RefSeq and is a predicted model, not a curated record. The transcript has 8 exons. Lineage: Eukaryota; Fungi; Basidiomycota; Agaricomycetes; Polyporales; Adustoporiaceae.
AUGACCGCGUUCUCCGACCUUUCGCACGAUCUCGUCGACCGCAUUUUUACCUAUGUGCGAGAUUUCGGCACCCUUGCUGCUCUUAUUCGCACUUCCAAGACGAUAUAUGAAGUCUUCGAAGCACGCCCGAAGUCUAUUGUCAGGGCUGUGGCGGAGAAUGUGAUAGGGAACUGCGACGCGCUGCCCGCCGCCACAAGACUGGUCCGCUUCCAGCUCACCCUCAACAAAUACACAGUUGAAUAUGAGGGCGACGAUGCUGACGAUACAGACAACCAGCGUCCUAAGGAUCCAGGUCCAACUGAAGAGGAUGCCCUGCGCGCGCCGUUGACACGCGCCGAAGCGAACUUGCUCGAGUGGCACGGCCCCGUAGUUCAAGAGCUCGAAGACAUAUUUAGCUGGAGGAACAAGGACCGCGCCUCCCCAAAAAGCACGCUCACACUCGCGGAGUCCAGCCGCUUCUGCAGCGCGAUGUAUCGCUUCUGGCUCUACUGUGAGGUACAUGGCCCACCAGAGUACUGGGAAGACGACGAGCCACAGGACUUCUCGCAGGAAUGCGCGAACUUCUUCAAGGCAUAUAUGGUCGACGAUAUUUUCGAUAUAGCACGCGCGGCCGACUUCAUUGCUGAUCUCGUCGCAUGGUGCGACGGCGCGCUCGGAGACCCUGCUUUGGCAACGCCCCCCAAAGAUUGGUUCAGGUGUAAAUCGUCUAUAGGCCCCAGCACAGUGCUUGGCGACUUCAAGAAGAUUUCAGCAAGUCAGCCGGAGAACGCUGAGGAAGGCUUUUUCUGGCGCGCAUAUGAAAGUCAUAUGCGAACCCUGAAGCUCGGUCCCAAAGUGUGCAAAGAGAGGCUCGCAAAAGCCAUUCUGACAGAAGUGGUCGGACAGCACGAUACUUGUUUCAGAUGCCAUGCGGUUCAGGGUAUAAAUCUCUAUGGCGCAACGACCUGGCCUCUCCUGCGCGGGCAACUUUGCCAAACCAAACUAUUCGCCCUCAUGCCUGGCAACCUUGUGCGCAAUGUUUCCGAGAACCAACAGUUCCUACUGAGCACACAUUGGGGCGUGUUCAUCGGGAGCCAGUUCGACUACACAAAGAUGAUGGACGAGAUUAUGGAUAUACUAGAUGACCAAGAACACAUCUGGCAGAAAGACAAGUGGUACUGCUUCCAGUGCGUCGAACAACUGAUGAAGGAGCGCCUGUGGCGGUGGUGGCGAGAAAGGAAAGUGCAAGAAGGCAAGCCCGUACUUCCGAAUUGCUGGUAUGGCUGGAACUGCCGCACGAUGACCCAUAGACAACAGCAUGCGUCAAGACUCAACCAUUUAUGCAAACCUAUGCGAGGCGAUGGCCCGACUCAACCGCAGCCGGCUUCCGGACCAACGGCGCAUACAUUGGUAUUACUGCCAGCUCCGGCCACAGAUACUGCUGGUGCAUGA